AUGUCCGAACCUUCGAACACAAAACAGCAGAUCCACCACAUCACAUAUCCAGACUUAGAGGACUUUGUCCGUCGAGUGUUGGUAGGAAAUGGUGUUCCUGAUAAGCAUGCUGCCAUUGUCGCCAAUUGCCUGGUGCAGGCCGACUUACGCGGCGUCGACACUCACGGCUCCAACCGCAUCCCCUCAUACAUGCAAAGAAUCCGACAAAAGGUUCUAGACCCAUCAUCGUCUCCAGAGCUACAGCAGAUUACUCCAGUCGCAGCAUCUGUGGAUGGCAAAAACACCUUCGGCUUCGUCUCCGCCCACCUAGCGAUGCAGAGGGCCAUCGAGAUGGCCCAGGAGUUUGGACUAGGUCUAGUCUCCGUCAAGCACUCCAAUCACUUUGGCAUGUCGGCCUGGCUCGUGCAGCAGGCGAUCGACGCAGGCAUGAUGUCCCUAGUCUUCACAAAUUCCUCCCCUGCGCUCCCUGUGUGGGGCGGCAUGUCCAAGCUCAUGGGGGUAUCGCCAAUCGCAUGCGGCGCGCCUGCGGGGAAGGAGCGCCCGUUUAUCCUAGACAUGGCGCCGUCCGUUGCGGCGAGAGGGAAAAUUUACAAGGCGCUCCGCCGCGGGGAGAAGAUCCCCACGGACUGGGCACUCGAUGGCGAUGGCAACAUCACGGACGAUCCCGCCAAAGCACUCGAGGGCGUGAUGUUGCCGAUGGGCGGACCCAAAGGAUCCGCUCUCGCUAUCAUGAUGGACGUUUUCUCUGGUGUGCUCUCGGGUUCCGCGUUUGCUGGGAACGUAACCGGUCCGUAUGACCCGUCAAAGCCGGCAGACGUCGGUCACUUUUUGAUGGCUAUCAAACCGGAUCUGUUCGUGAGUCUGGAGGACUUUAAGGCUCGCAUGGACUACUUGUAUCAGCGGGUAGUUGGGAGUGAUAAGAUGGCAGGUGUAGACCGCAUCUACUAUCCUGGAGAGAUUGAACAAAUUACGAGGGAGAAGCGGUUGGUGGGGGGAAUUCCGUUUACAGAAGCAGAAAUUGAGAGCCUCAACAAGGAAGCGGAGCUAGUGGGAGUUGAGAAGUUGAAGUACGAUGAUGUAGGUACCCUGUGA
Molecule: messenger RNA, 1092 nt
Organism: Aspergillus calidoustus
Lineage: Eukaryota; Fungi; Ascomycota; Eurotiomycetes; Eurotiales; Aspergillaceae
Source: the annotation of a GenBank genome assembly